Messenger RNA from Diaporthe amygdali, 990 nucleotides. RefSeq lists its product as uncharacterized. Gene Ontology annotation, molecular function: oxidoreductase activity. The transcript is spliced from 5 exons. The record is from RefSeq and is a predicted model, not a curated record. The coding region runs from base 1 to 990 and encodes 329 amino acids. NCBI's taxonomy places the organism in Eukaryota, Fungi, Ascomycota, Sordariomycetes, Diaporthales, Diaporthaceae.
AUGUAUAUGCAUUUUGCCGUUCUCACCACUCUUUUGGCCGCUAAAGGGCUGGCUAAAAGCUCAGCCAUCCGGCGCGAUGACUCGUCGAGCGUAUGGAACACGACCACCUGCGCGACCUCCGAGCUAAACAUCAUCAAAGAAUGGAGGAACAUGAAUUCAUCGGAGAAGUCUGCGUACAUCGCGGCAGAAAAGUGUCUAUGGAACUUACCUGCUAACACCACAUUUGAUGGGGUUGUCAAUCGACAUGAUGACCUUACGGCUGUCCAUCAGUAUCUCACCCCUAUCAUUCAUGCCGUUGGUCAAUUCCUGCCGUGGCAUAGGCUCUUUAUGAAGACUCAUGAGCAUCUCAUGCGUACUGAAUGCAACUAUACCGGCCCUAUGACUUGGUGGGAUGAGACCAAGGAUGCCGGCAACUACAUCGAUUCUCCUAUCUUGGAUCCAGUCACAGGUUUCGGUGGCAAUGGCACCAGUCCUGACUAUUGCGUUACAGACGGGCCGUUCGCCAAUUCUACCCUUACUGUUGGACCCACUACGACUUACACACCAGAGGGGUUUUGCCUGAAGCGCAACGUCAAUGAGACCUACGCGGCAGGCGCAGCUGAAAGCAUCAUCGAGACAUGUAACAAUCUCACCACCUACGCUAACGCUGGCAUUUGGUGCAUCGGGGCCAGCCCUCACACCGCCGGUCACGGAGGCGUGGGAGGAGGAGUCGAGGGUUCCAUCGGGGAUAUUUACGUGAGCCCCGGUGACCCUCUGUUCUAUCUGCACCAUGCAUACAUCGACCGCCUUUGGUGGAAAUGGCAGAAUCUCGACAUAGACACUCGUUUGUAUGAGAUCGGUGGGUACACAACAUACCCAGCUACUGACGGCGGCAACACAACGACGACAUUGGAAUAUGGGCUCAAACUGUUAGGUGUCUGGGAGGACAAGGUUGUGGGAGACGUCAUGGACCUUCACAACUCCUUUCUGUGUCACGAGUACGACUACUGA